CCCGUAGGGGGAACUCUGGCUGUUCAAAUUGGCUUUUUGCGUGUCUGGUAGCUGCGCGGGUUAGCUGCUUGCGGGUGGAGAAGGACGCCAACCAGAGCAGUUGUCAUCUCUGCCAAACAAAUUGGUGAAAAAGUUAAGUUCAAAUCAAAGCAAUGUGAUUUGUUGCAGUAAAAAAAUUGCUGCGGAGUGAGAAAUAUGCAGACCAAAGGGAGUCUCUUUGUUCAAGUAAGGGAAUCCUUCUCCAUUUCUGGUUUUUCUUAGGGUUUCUAUGCUCCACUGGAAUGGUCCUGAGAGGAUAAGGUUGCAGUGGGAGCGAGGUUUUACGGCUUCUGGCUGGCCUGCGCUGUGGAAUUUUGUCGCAAGCUGAGUUUUGAUAUGGUAUUGGGGCGGAGAUAGGUUUUGGUUUUUUUGCAAGCUUGUGGAAGGAGUUUCGUCGGAAAUGUGGAUUCUGUUCUUCGUUGUUCUUGGUGUGAGGUUGAAUUUCUGCUUUGGAUUUUGUUUCUGAGACUGUGAAAGCUUGCUCUGUUUCACUUUAAUGUGCGAUAGUGGGGAUUUCGCUUUCUUGUUCUUGUGGUGGCAUGGUUUGUGGGGUUUCGAAGUUUAGUUAAGUUCGUAUGGAGAUGAGAGGGUUUUUUCUGGUCUUUUGGUCCCGCUGGAUGCUAUGCCUGCUGCCAAUGAUGUCUUGGUUGGAUGUGAGUUCUUCCAAUCUUUCGCCCUCGGGUAUAAACUAUGAAGUUGUCGCAUUGAUGGCCAUAAAAAUGGAGCUCAACGACCCCUACAAUGUCCUGGAGAAUUGGGACAUCAACUCGGUGGAUCCAUGUAGCUGGAGGAUGGUGACUUGCUCUGCUGAUGGAUUUGUUUCUGCUCUGGGUCUUCCCAGCCAAAGCUUGUCGGGGAAUUUAUCACCUUGGAUUGGGAAUAUAUCGAAUUUGGAAUCUGUGUUGCUGCAGAACAAUGCAAUUUCAGGACCUAUUCCUUCUACUGUUGGAAGGCUAGAGAAGCUUCAGACUUUAGAUCUUUCCAAUAAUCAUUUCUAUGGCAGCAUUCCUGACUCCUUGGGAGGUCUGACAAAUCUGAAUUACCUGAGACUGAAUAACAACAGCCUUUCCGGGCCUUGCCCAGAUUCAUUAUCUAAUAUCAAAGGCCUCACUUUGCUGGAUCUUUCAUUCAACAAUCUCAGUGGUCCAUUACCGAAGUUAUUUGCAAGGACAUUCAAUAUUGGUGGAAAUCCUUUAAUUUGCUCAAAAAACUUGGGGAAUCGGAGUAGCUGUUCGUCCUUGUCUUUGAAUCCCAUUUCUUAUCCUCCGGAUGAUCUAAAGGGCAUCUUGGAUUUCUCAGCCCAGUCGCAUCACAGAGCCAUGAGAAGCCGUCAGAUAAUCAUUUUGUUUGCUGCGAGUAUUGGAUCUCUUCUCUUUGUGUUACUUUUGGUUAUGCUUAUUUGGUGGCACCAUCGAUGCAAUCGGCAAAUUUUCUUUGAUGUGAAUGAACAAUAUGAAUCUGAAGUAAGAUUGGGCCAUUUAAAACGAUAUUCUUUCAAGGAGCUUCGAAUAGCUACCAAUCAUUUUGAUUCGAAGAACAUAUUAGGGAAAGGGGGAUACGGAAUUGUUUACAAAGGAUGCUUGCGGGAUGGGACUCUAGUAGCCGUUAAAAGACUGAAAGAUUACAAUGCAAUUGGCGGAGAAGUCCAAUUUCAAACAGAAGUUGAAAUGAUUAGUUUGGCCAUUCAUCGGAAUCUUCUUAGACUUUACGGGUUCUGCACAACGGAAAAUGAGAGAUUGCUCGUCUACCCUUACAUGCCAAAUGGAAGCGUUUCUUCUCAACUAAGAGAACACAUUCAUGGAAGGCCAGCUCUAAGCUGGUCAAGGAGGAAAGGCAUAGCACUGGGAACCGCAAGAGGAUUGCUUUAUUUGCACGAGCAAUGCGACCCGAAAAUAAUUCAUCGAGACGUAAAAGCCGCCAAUAUUCUCCUCGAUGAAGGUUUUGAGGCGGUCGUCGGCGACUUUGGGUUGGCAAAGCUUUUAGAUCAUCGAGAAUCGCAUGUUACAACGGCCGUGCGAGGAACGGUUGGUCACAUAGCACCAGAGUACUUGUCCACCGGCCAAUCAUCGGAGAAAACCGAUGUCUUUGGGUUUGGCAUUCUUCUUCUCGAGUUGAUUACAGGUCAGAAAGCAGUAGAUUUCGGACGAGCUGCGAAUCAGAAAGGAGCGAUACUUGAUUGGGUAAAAAAGCUCCAUCAGGACAACAACCUAAGCUUGAUGGUGGACAAGGACCUGAAGAACAACUACAACCAGAUCGAGCUGGAGGAAAUGGUUCAAGUUGCUCUCCUUUGCACCCAAUACAAUCCUUCCCGCCGGCCGAAGAUGUCCGAGGUGGUCCGAAUGCUCGAAGGAGACGGCCUCGCGGAGCGAUGGGAGGCCUCGCUGAAGCUCGACACGCCCAAAUCUCGUUCUGCAGAGCAACCUCAGCCAAAAUAUUUGGAUUUUGUCGAAGAAUCGUCGCUCGUGGAAGCCAUUGAGCUUUCAGGCCCCAGAUGAUGAUGAUACAGAGGCAUAUAUAGCUUUCAAUUGUAGAAAGGUUUGAUUUUUUUUUGUGUUUUGAAGUUUAGUUUUUGGCUUUUUGGCAAGGGAAGUUGGUUGUGUGGUUUUUGAUAGGAAGAUACUUUGGCUUCAAGAUUAUAUUCUUGUUUUGUACAAAAGGGACUUCGCAGAAAUGAAUUUUGACAGAUUUUUAUGCU
Phalaenopsis equestris is the source of this 2734-nucleotide messenger RNA. RefSeq names its product protein NSP-INTERACTING KINASE 3-like. The transcript is spliced from 11 exons. Gene Ontology annotation, molecular function: protein binding; ATP binding; protein kinase activity. NCBI's taxonomy places the organism in Eukaryota, Viridiplantae, Streptophyta, Magnoliopsida, Asparagales, Orchidaceae. Gene Ontology annotation, biological process: protein phosphorylation. The coding region runs from base 615 to 2534 and encodes 639 amino acids. The record is from RefSeq and is a predicted model, not a curated record.